AUAAGAAGUACAGCAUUUUUGUAGUGUGAUACCUAUUUUUUCUGUAUAUGUUUAUUACGAAUAAUUUUACAGCUGUAAGAAUAAUUCUAUAAAAGUACUGUUGUAAUUGCUCAGAAAAUAUAAUCCACCAUGUCUAUGCAGUGCCAGUUAUGGAUGGGCAGUUUAGAGCCAAACAUGACCGAGAGCUUUAUAAUGGCUGCAUUUCACAGGAUGGGCCAGCGGCCCCUGGCCGUUAAAGUUAUGAGAAACAAAUUCACAGGAGAGCCAGCUGGAUAUGCUUUUGUACAUUUUCAGAAUGAUGAAGAAGCAAUAGACACAAUGCACAAGCUGAAUGGAAAGCCAAUCCCUGGUACAUUCCCUGUAGUUCGCUUCAGACUCAACACUGCAUCAAGAGAGGCACGGUCGAAUUUGCAAAAUGAGAGAGAGUUUUCUGUCUGGGUCGGAGACCUUAGUCCUGAUGUUGAUGAUUACUCCCUAUACAGAGUGUUUGCAUCUAAAUAUACCUCCAUUAAAACAGCCAAAGUAAUAUUGGACAACUCUGGCUACACAAAAGGCUAUGGUUUUGUAAGGUUUGGCAAGGAGGAGGAACAGAGAAAUGCCCUAUAUGCUAUGAAUGGAUACACGGGCCUGGGAACUAAACCACUCAAGAUUUGUACAGCAGUGCCUAAACCGAAGGGAGCUGUCACCACACAAGCACAAUCCAAUUCCUCAGCGACAGGACCUGCUUAUAGCAGUGGAACGGAUUUCAGUCAGUAUUAUGACCCAACGCAAUACUGGCAGAACUACUCGGCGUGGUCUUACUACGGGCAGGACCAGGCAACCAACACGACCGUCACAACCACCCCCUCAGUAGACACACAGGCUACUAAACAAAAUGAUGAAUUGGCUCUUGUUGAUCACAAGAGGACUGUUGAUGUAGAUAAAAUGAACGAAGAAUUUUUGGACAGAGAACUUGGACUCUGGGACUCCAUAGAGGCUUCGCACUGGUUCACCAACGAACUGAUUGAGACACACUAGUGACAAUGAUUAUUUUUUAUUGAAUAUAAUUUAAACAUAACAAA
Molecule: messenger RNA, 1061 nt
Organism: Aricia agestis (brown argus)
Lineage: Eukaryota; Metazoa; Arthropoda; Insecta; Lepidoptera; Lycaenidae
Gene: Secp43
Product: tRNA selenocysteine 1-associated protein 1
Exons: 6
Coding region: 130-1017 (295 amino acids)
Molecular function (GO): RNA binding
Source: RefSeq, a predicted model, not a curated record